ACACGGUCCCUGGUGCUUCCCAGGUGGAGAGCAGACAGCGGCGUGCAGAAGCCUGGGAGGCUGGGGGCUUUGGCAUGAAUGACAUUAAGCUGGCCCUGCUGGGCAGGGAGGGAGCGGGCAAGUCCGCUCUUUUGGUGAGGUUCCUGACAAAGCGCUUCAUCGGAGAGUAUGCGUCCAGCAGCAAUUUCUUAUACCAUAAAAGGUUCUCAGUAGAUGGCAGGCAAUUAAACCUGGAAGUCUUUGAUCCGUGUUCUCAGAGGGUGGGCAGCAGGUGCAUCUUGGAGGAGCCUCUGGAAUGGGCAGACGCUUUCAUUGUGGUGUAUGACAUCAUUGACCGCACGUCCUUCCUCGACGCCAAAAGCAUCCUGCAGCGGAUCAGGGAGGCCCGUACUUCCGACUGCAAGGGGGAGAUUCCUGUCUGCCUGGUGGCGAACAAGCAGGACCUGUGUCACGCCCGGCAGGUGUACCAGGAGGAGGGCCGUCUGCUGGCCCUGGAGAACAAGUGCCACUUCUGGGAGGUGUCAGCAGCAGAGGACCACCAAGAGAUCCUCAGCCUCUUCACUGAGCUCAUUCGGCACGCCAUGGAGCGUCUGAAGUGCCGGGCCGACCGGCGCCGCUACAGCGGCUCCAGGUCCAUGGCCCAGCUCAUCAACGACGUCUUUUGCAAAAGACGGAAGUCUGUGUGAGACAGGAGAGUCUUCAC
Messenger RNA from Paramormyrops kingsleyae, 703 nucleotides. It is a transcript of the gene rerglb, whose product is annotated as RERG/RAS-like b. The record is from RefSeq and is a predicted model, not a curated record. Gene Ontology annotation, molecular function: GTP binding; GTPase activity. Lineage: Eukaryota; Metazoa; Chordata; Actinopteri; Osteoglossiformes; Mormyridae.